This is a messenger RNA of Oenanthe melanoleuca, 9806 nucleotides long. RefSeq names its product zinc finger MYM-type containing 4 (gene ZMYM4). Gene Ontology annotation, molecular function: zinc ion binding. NCBI's taxonomy places the organism in Eukaryota, Metazoa, Chordata, Aves, Passeriformes, Muscicapidae. Bases 197 to 4756 code for a protein of 1519 amino acids. The transcript has 29 exons. The record is from RefSeq and is a predicted model, not a curated record.
AGCGGCCGCGGCCUGGCGGGUCCGAGCCCCCCCCACCCCCCGCCGCCCUCGCGGAGCCGCCGGGCCCCCCCCUCAGCCCCGCCCGCCGCGCCGCGGAGCCCCCCGGAGCCGCCGCACCCCGGAGCGCCGGGGAGGCUGAGAGGGAGUGACCCCCGGCCCCUCGCCCCGGGCUGGGACAGCUGAGGGGGGGCGCAACAUGGCGGAGGCCAAGGAGGAGGGGCCCGGCCCCCGCGGCAGGUUUGAAGAUAAAUCUGAUGCGGUAUUUGAUAUUACAGAAAAAUGUGGUGAAAUUCUGGAUGCAGAGAUGUCUGAGGAUGCUGACCACAGCUUAACUCCCGUCCUCGACAGCUUGUCUUACGGAGUAGCGAAUCGAGCAGGACCUGAAAAUUCACUGCAGGGUGAUGAUCAUGAUUAUUUUCUGAACUCUGGGGAUCUUGCAGGCAUACCUGUUAUUGGGAGUGACAACGAAGAUGAUCAGAAUUUCACUCCAAAAGACACUCUUUCUUCAGCAAUUCCUGAUGAAGAUCAUCUGGAAGAGGGCAAGAGAGUUCCAGAUCAUGAACUGGACAGUGAAAAAGAAAUUCAGGUUCAGAAUGCAAUCCAGAAGGAUCUCACUUCCCCCUUUGAGCAGGGCCCUGUAUUUAAAUCCCUUCGAAAAGAUUUUAGCAUAACGCGAGAUAAUGGCAAAGAGACUUUUUCAGCAAAGGACAAGAAUAGAGAAGGACAUUUGCAAGAUAAUGAAAAACGGUUGGAAAAAAUCCCUAAAGAUAUGGAUUCUAGAUUGAAAAGCAGUUUUCUUGACAAAGCAGUUCAUAAUCAAGUAGAAGAAACAUUACGGACGCAGUUAGUGCCACAAACUCCAGAAACUAACUUCAGGGAGUCUAGCUACCUAUUUUCUAGUAAGGAAUCUAUUGGACAAGAGCUGGGGAAUUCCUUUGCACCAAAUAUUAGAAUUAAGAAGGAGCCUUUGGAUGACGAAUAUGCUAAAGCUAUGGCCCCACAGCAGGGACUGUUAGACAAAAUUAAAGAUGAACCUGGUAAUUCUGAGGAGUACGGCCAACAGCCAAAAUCUCAGGAAGGGGAGCUAAAAAUCAGUGCUGUAUUUUCAGUCAGUGGCAAUCCUCUUGUUCCACAGCUGUCAUCAGGUUUCCAGCCUGCUGUGGCAUCCUCUGGCAUGAGUAAAAUGCUCCCCUCAGUUCCAAGCACAGCUGUUCGGGUUUCCUGUUCUGGCUGUAAAAAAAUCCUGCAGAAGGGCCAAACUGCCUACCAGAGGAAAGGCUCAACCCAGCUCUUCUGCUCCACACUGUGCCUCACUGGAUACACCAUUCCAGCUUCUCGCCCACCAGCUUCUACCAAGAAAACCUGCUCAAGCUGCUCAAAAGAAAUUCUAAAUCCAAAGGAUGUAAUCACUGCCCAGUUUGACAACACAGACUCCAGUAAGGAUUUCUGCAGCCAGUCUUGUCUGUCCACAUAUGAACUGAAGAGGAAACCCAUUGUCACUAUCCACACCAACAGCAUUUCCAGCAAGUGCAGCAUGUGCCAGAAGAAUGCAGUGAUCAGGCACGAGGUGAAUUACCAGAACGUGGUGCACAAGCUCUGCAGCGACGCCUGCUUCUCCCAGUUCCGCUCGGCCAACAACCUGACCAUGAACUGCUGUGAAUACUGUGGGGGGUACUGCUACAGUGGCUCUGGCCAGUGUCAUGUCCUGCAGAUAGAGGGACAGUCCAAAAAGUUCUGCAGUUCCAUAUGUGUGACAGCUUUCAAGCAGAAGUCAGCUAAAAUUACACCCUGCACACUGUGUAAAUCUCUGAGAUCUUCAGCUGAGAUGGUGGAGAGCACAAAUAACUUGGGGAAACUGGAACUGUUUUGUUCUGUUAAUUGUUUGUCAGCAUACAGAGUAAAAAUGGUCACUUCUUCAGGUGUUCAAGUUCAGUGCAACAGCUGUAAAACCUCAGCAAACCCUCAGUAUCACUUGGCCAUGUCAGAUGGGAGCAUUCGCAAUUUUUGCAGCUACAACUGUGUAGCAGCUUUUCAGAAUCUGUUCAACAAGCCUGCAGGACCCAACUCCUCAGUGGUGCCCUUGUCUCAGGGCCAGGUCGUUGUGAGCAUCCCCUCGGGGACAGUGGUCUCAGCCAGUGUCACCACCUCCACUGUGUCCCCCAGCUCCACCAGCACCUCAGCUGCAGCAGGGCUCCAGAGGUUGGCUGCCCAGUGCCAGCAGGUCACCUUUACCCGCUCUGUUGUGAAAAUCAAGUGUCAGCACUGUAACAGAUCGUUUGCCACCAAACCAGAACUGUUUGACUACAAGGGUAAAAUGUUCCAGUUCUGUGGGAAGAACUGCUGUGAUGAGUAUAAGAAGAAGAGCAAUAUGACGGCUUUGUGUGAAUACUGCAGGUUUGAGAAAAUUAUCAAGGAGACAGUGAGAGUCUCAAGCAUAGAUAGAACAUUCUGUAGUGAAGUUUGUAAACUGCUUUAUAAACACGACCUGUCAAAGCGCUGGGGAACCCACUGUAAAAUGUGCAGUUACUGUUUACAGACUUCCCCCAAACUGGUCCAGAAUCACUUUGCAGGGAAAACAGAGGAAUUUUGCUCAGAGGAUUGCAUGUCUAAAUUCACAGUUUUGUUUUACCAGAUGGCAAAGUGUGAUGGUUGUAAGAGACAAGGUAAACUCAACGAGUCCAUCAAAUGGCAAGGGGAGAUGAAACAUUUUUGCAAUCUGCUUUGUAUUCUGUCCUUCUGCAAACAGCAAGGUGCUUCUGACCCUCCACUCCCAAACAACACAGCAAACCUUUCCAUGGCACCAGCCUCCUCCUCAGGCCCUCCUUCUUUAAGAAAGGACUCAACCCCUGUCAUAGCAAACGUGGUGUCCCUUGCAAGCACCCCAGCUGCCCAGCCUACUGUUAACUCCAACAAUGUUUUACAGGGUGCAGUCCCUACUGUGACAGCAAAAACAAUAGGAGAUGCAAGUACCCAGACAGAUGCCCUAAAGCUCCCAUCAUCAAAACCACCCAGGCUUCUGAAAAACAAAGCUUUAUUGUGUAAGCCAAUCACCCAGACUAAAGCCACCUCCUGCAAACCUCACACACAAAACAAGGAAUGCCAGACAGAAGGAGAAGAAGCACCUGCUCAACCCCAGAUCAUUGUGGUACCUGUUCCUGUACCAGUGUUUGUGCCAGUGCCCCUCCACCUCUACACCCAGUACACACCAGUUCCCCUGGGGAUGCCAGUACCUGUACCAGUUCCCAUGCUCAUCCCAACUACCCCAGAUAAUGCUGAUAAGAUCAUUGAAAAUAUUCAGGAAAACAAGGAAAAGGUGUCUAUUAAUCCAUUUGAAGCUGAUCUCCUUCAGAUGGCAGAAAUGAUUGCAGAAGAUGCAGAGAGAGAAAAAACACAUUCUCAUGGUGGAUCUCAAACAUCUGAGCAUGAACUCUUCCUGGAUCCCAAGAUAUUUGAGAAAGACCAGGGCAGCACGUACAGUGGAGAUCUGGAAUCAGAAGCAGUGUCCACUCCACACAGCUGGGAGGAGGAGUUGAAUCACUACACCCUAAGAUCCAAUGCCCUGCCAGAACCUGAUCCAGAGCUCAAGCAGUUCUCCAAAGGUGAUGUGGAACAGGACCUGGAGGCAGAUUUCCCAUCAGACUCAUUUGACCCUCUCAGUAAAGGACCUGGUUUGCAUUCACGUUCACGGGCAAGACGGAGACACAGGGACGGCUUCCCCCAGCCAAAGAGACGGGGAAGGAAGAAGUCUGUAGUUGCUGUGGAGCCCCGGAAUUUGGUGCAGGGCUCCUACCCUGGCUGCUCUGUUUCUGGGAUGACCCUAAAGUACAUGUAUGGGGUAAAUGCCUGGAAAAACUGGGUCCAAUUGAAAAAUGCACAGGAGGAACAAGGGGACCUGAAGUUUUCAGUUCAUCCUGUGAAGCUCAAGGAGGACAUUCUCUCAUGCACAUUUGCUGAGCUGAGUUUUGGCUUGUGCCAGUUUAUUCAAGAGGUGCGGAGACCAAAUGGAGAAAAAUACGACCCUGACAGCAUCUUAUACUUGUGCCUUGGAAUUCAGCAGUACCUGUUUGAGAAUGGUAGAAUAGAUAACAUUUUCACCGAGCCCUAUUCCAGGUUUAUGAUUGAGCUUACAAAACUUCUGAAAAUCUGGGAACCUACAAUUCUUCCAAAUGGUUAUAUGUUCUCAAGAAUUGAAGAGGAACACUUGUGGGAAUGUAAGCAGCUGGGUGCAUAUUCCCCCAUUGUUUUGUUGAACACUCUUCUGUUCUUCAACACCAAAUACUUCCAACUAAAGAAUGUCAGUGAGCACCUGAAACUGUCCUUUGCCCACGUUAUGAGGCGCACCCGGACUCUGAAGUACAAUACUAAGAUGACAUAUUUACGUUUUUUCCCACCCUUUCCAAAACAAGAGGUAGAAUCAGAUAAAUUAGCAGUAGGCAAAAGGAAACGCAGUGAGGAUGAGGAGGUUCCAACAGCAGUGGAGAUGGCUGAGAACACAGACAAUCCCCUGCGGUGUCCAGUCCGACUCUAUGAAUUCUACUUAUCAAAAUGUUCUGAAAGCGUGAAGCAGAGGAGUGAUGUGUUCUACCUGCAGCCCGAGCGCUCCUGUGUUCCCAACAGCCCCAUUUGGUAUUCCACAUUGCCAAUAGACCCAGGAACCUUGGACAUCAUGUUAACAAGGAUUCUUAUGGUGAGGGAGGUACACGAAGAACUUGCCAAAGUCAAAUCAGAGGACUCUGAUAUUGAGUUAUCAGACUAACUGCAGUGGGGUAUUUUCCUUUGAAUACACGAGAGAAGCACCAAAAUGUGAAUACGUCCAUCCUUUGGAAAAUGUGUAUCAAAUAAGCCAAGAUAACAUCACCUACAGGCAGAUUUUGUACCACAGUGGAUGUACAAACUGGAACUGGAAGGAAGCAAGCUGUGUAAGCUGCAAAUCUCAACGUCCUGUGGCACCAAUCAAUCCUCAGAACAAAUCCAAGUGGAACUCACCUACUGGAUUGGUGCAUAAAUCCUUUAUCUGUUUAGGAUUUUUAAAAGUUGUGAGAUAUUUUUAAAGAAAAUGGUUGUGUAAAAUCUACCCUCACACUGUUGGGCAUGGAGAGCUAGAUUGUGGCUCAGGUGACUUCCCAGCCUGCUGGCUGGCAGCCCUUGCUGCCAAGGAACUCGUGGAGAUCCUCGAGCUCUUCCAGAGGAUACGAGAGAAAAGGGGUGAGGUUUAGACAAGCAGACACCUUCCGUUAUAAAUACACCUUCACCUACACUUUGAUCAUUUUUGUUUGGCUUUUUUUUGUUUUUUUGUUUUUUUUUUUUUUUGGAAACUGGGAUCAAAUGUUGGGAAGGCAGGAGCCACUGGCCAUCCCAAUGGACAACUCUGGCUGCUGUUAACUGGUCACACGAGGUCAGACUCCAGCUCCUGCUCCAGGCUCACUCUGUUGGAAGAGGUGCUGUAGGUCAAACUUCUGAGUGACCUUUUGGGGAAUGUCCAGGAGGGGAUGUCCUGGGCUCUGUGCAGAUUCCCUUCCCCAGCCCAGUAUCUCUGCAGUCUGUCCAUAGAACCCAGCAAGUACUGUGGUGCACGGAAAGUUUCUUUCCCUUAAGGCAGCUUUCCUUUCUCCUCUUUCCCUGCUCCUAUGGGCUUGACUAUUUUGUAAGGCAAAUCUAGAGAGGGCUUUGUCAUUUCAAACAGAAAUACACACACACACUCUUUCUCUUUCCACCUUUGCAACACUGGCAGUGUUGUACAAAGGAUGCAGUAUUACUUCUGACAACAGAACUGUUGUAGAAAAUGACCAUGUGUGUUUUUAUCCCACCCCACCCAAAGAGAUUUAGUCAUAGUGUUGGAAAUUGAAAGAGUUUUUUUUAAGGCUUGGCUGUUACUGAGUCUUUUGGAAGAGAAAAGCUCCCAUGUGGUGUUUAGAGGACAGGACAUUAUCAGGUACUGUCUGUAUCUGUUUUCUCAAGCUCUAGGUGUGUGUUUCUGAUGACCAGUUGUCACAAAUUCAUUGGAAACCCAAACUAUUUUUGAAGAGGAGAAUUGUAUGGUUUUUAUCUAGCUCUGGUCAGUUAUCCAUCUUCUAUAACAGGGGUCUGAUAUUUGAGCUUGUCACUAAAAUUUCAAGAGAUGAAAAUCAACAGCCUUGAAUAAUAUUUCAGGUUUUUUGUUCUGUUUUUGUUGGUUGUUUUUUUUUUUUAAUUAUUUUUUUAGCAGUUACAAAAGUAAUUUAACAAAAAUAAAAUCAGAAAGUAGUCUAUUGACGUUGUGUACUCGGUAGUCCUGUCCCUGCCUGUAACAGAUUUCACUGAUGUAUUUUUUAAUACAGAAAAUUAUGUGAAAAGUAAAACCUGCCCCUGAUUCUGUCUGACCAAAGCCCAUCUGUGUCUGUCAUUUCUGAGCAAAGGUUCUGCUUUCUCCAUGGCCCAGCAUUCCCAGGGGAGAUGUUUUGGCCACUCCUCAGCACAGGGAUGCUCCUGCAGGCUCAGUUUGUGCUCUAUGAACACCAACCUGCCCCUCCCCAUUGUAACACUGAACAGUGAAAUUGCAGGCAGAGUGGUUUGGAUUGGGAAGGUUAAGGGAGAACAGAAUAACUCUGGAAGGAUCAGUUUGUAGGGGAUUGAGAAUGUCUGAGGUGUGCCCAGGGCCUCGGUGGCCGUAGCCCAGGGGAGGCUGCAGAAACCCCUGGGCAGCUGCUGGGGGUGCAGCACUCUGUCCUUGCCUGCUCCCUCCUUCCCUCACCCCCUGGGAGUGAGCAAGGCAGCAGUGAGGACAGGCUGUGGGGAGGGCAGGCUUUCCUUGGGUGGGGAUGGUGUGAAAAAUAAUCCCAAAGUUGUGUGUUCCUUAACAGACAUUAACAGAAAUAUUCCCAUAGAAUAACAGGAUAUUUCUACCUUAUGAGAAACACUUCUCUUUCUCUGUUCUCACUGUUUCUUGUCUGGGAACACUUUUAUUGAGGUCAUUUUUUUGCAGGUGCUUAGAAUGAAAGAUACUUGCCUUUCAGAUUUUCUCAGCAAGGCAAGUGAAAUCACCUCAGUUUUCACUGGCUGAGAGCAGAGUUGUUAAACAUUAUAAACUCCUUUGACUGGCUGUGACAUGAGAAACAUUUCAUUGCAGUUCCAUGGUAAUAAUUAACACAGUGAGUAGUUUUAGUUUCUGUUUCACUCCUGCUUGAAGGCCCUUUGGCAAUGGUCUGCUGGGCUAUUUUUGCCUCUUGAGGGAUUUCUUGUCAGCCCAGCUCAAGUUCACACUGAUACACAAAGAAGGAUUGCCUUGAAGGAUUAAAGUAUAAAGUAUUUGUAGAUUAUACACACAGGCUCAAAGUUCUGAACACAAACUUGUUUGUAAUCAACAUUUCUGACUGCUGAGCACAGAAGAUUUAUUGAAAUAUUCUUUUAAACAGAAAAAUCAUGUUUUGUCCUGCUGAGUUAACUGGGCUGGAAAAGACCUUUGAGAUCAUCUAGUCCACCAUGAGACUGAACACCAGCUUGUCAACCAGACCAUGGCACUGAGUGCCACAUCCAGUCUUUUCCUAAACUGUAGUUUCAGUGUGGAGAAAGAAGCAAUAAAGAUGGGUGUGAGAAAGAAAAAUAGAAAACUUCCUGCUACCAGUGCAGGAGGUGCUUGGUGCAAACCUGCUGCUCCAUCCUGGCUUCAGUUCACUAAAGAAGGGAACUGGGGGCAUGUUGAAAGCCACAGAACUAGGUGCAAAAGGAAGUUAAAUUACCUUGGGAAUUAUUCUGCCAGCUGCUAAAAAAACACCCCAGGAUUUCUCUGGAAUAGUUUCCAACUCCUCAGAGACAUAAAUCAGCAGCAAAGUCUCUUGUCAGGUGUCCCCAGGUGUGCUGCUGGUUCAGUGCCAGGGGUGACUCAGACAAAUGUGCAAUAAAGUAAUUGGUUUUUUUUAUAAUCUCAGUAACUCCCCAGUCCCUUGAGCAGCAGUUUCAGUGUUGCCUUAGCCAAAGAACCCAGAACAAAUACUCAUGCACUGAAUGCUUACUGUGCUUGUAACAGCUCUGCUCCCCUCAGCACAACAGGUUCCUCCCCAUUCUUCCUUGACCUGUCAUUCAUUUUAAACAUUCCAGAGGCAAAACAAAGAUUUGCUGUCUUCAAUAAAGAGCUUCUCCCUGGCAGUACUUCCCCUGUAGCAUCAUCAGCCUUGUAAGAUGAUGUGUAAGAAAUAAGUUUAGAGCUGUUGAGCUCCUGAGCAUUAACUGUUGGUUUUGUUGUUUUUCUUUUAACCUGUGUACAAGCACCAAAAGUACAUAAAAAUCACAGACCACUGCUGAGGAGAAAGGCUAGAAGGAGUUUUGGGAGCACUGAAAUGGAUGUGUUGUGCCUCUGAGAGCUGCAGGUCUUGUCUCAAGUUGCCAGAGCUUCACACCUGCAACAGGUGACAUGACAGAGCAGUCCCACAGGAUCCCCUUUGCCUUACAGGGAAAUCCCUUUGGUCCAGCACCACAGCCACAGAGCUGAGCAGGUAGGACUGAUUCUGUUUUUGCAUCUUCCCCAGGAGGAAACAAUUGGUUUGGAAAUGAUGGGGGGUCAAAUGGUUUUGCACAAUAAUACUGUGUUUGUUAUGGAGUUGAUCCCAGCCCUUUUUAAGGUGGAUUUUUUAAAACCAAGGAAGAAAUCACUCAUUUAGUCAGACCACUGGCACCAACUUCUUCCAGCAGCAGAGUUAUAAGAAUUUGCCUUUUUAUCUUCAGUUUCCCCACCACAAUCCCAAGGAGCACUCCAGAAGUUUUCUGUUGUGUUGUACUUUCAGAGGGAGCAGCUUUGGACAUGCCAGGAAGAGCAAGUGGCAGAAGAGCUGUUACAAGGUGCUGGGAAGGUGCUUUGGGGAGGCAGGUAAUUGAUGGUACAUGGCAAAACACUAAUAUAAAUAAUAAGUCCCUCAGAUUCAUGGUUUUAUAUUCAAAACACCUCACUGAGGAGGUCCUUGAUGCUCAGCCACUGGCACCAGUGCUGGCUGUGCUCCAGGGAGUGUUGCACAGAUGCAGAAUGGUUUUUAAACCAUAAAAGGCUCAAAGGAGCUUGGAUUCCUCUGGCCACAGAACUGAGAUGUCCAUUGGCCAUCACAUUCCCUAAAAUGAUGGAUUUUCAGCAGACAUUCAGCUUUUAUUAGAGAAACAAGACCUGGGAUACCUGACUUUCACCUGCCAGGUGGGAGAAGGAAAUUUAUGACAAUGAAACAGUGAAGUUAGAGCUUAACACCCCAAAUCUCAAAACCAAGAACAUGGUUUUAAUCCUGGAAGAUCCAAGUGGAUGUGGGCAGCACAAGCCACACACCCCAGCUUGGUUGUCUUGAUUCUUAGUGAGCCUUUGGAUAUGCCAACAGAGGAGUUUGGGCCUGUAGGUCCUGGGCUUUUUGCCCUCUCUUCUGCAAAUUUAUAGCACAGGCAGCUACAGCAAUUUGCAAAGUCUUUGACCUGUUGGGAGCCAGGCUGCAGCUUUGGAGAGAAGAGUGAGGGUGAUGUUACCUAAACUUUCUCCCCAGCACUGACUCACCCCCCAGCCCCAGCCCACAAUUCCCAUCACUCCUGAGGACUGGUGACACCUCAUGUCUUGUCCCUUCCAGUCUGUACCUCAGUUGUACUCUCUGUGAAUUGGCCAGACUUUCCUACCUCGUUUGGGCAUUAUGAGGCAGAAUUCUACUGGAUGCUUUGCAGCCCUGUGAUGAAAGGUGCUAUAAAAUUGCAAAGUGUUACUUCAGAAGAUGCAAAUAGGUCACCAGUGCAUCAUAACCAAUAUUAAACAGACAUUUUCUUAUAGCAGAAUUUAUAGAGUUCAAUGUAUGGUAUUGAUAAGGGAAUUA